Molecule: messenger RNA, 1388 nt
Organism: Chironomus riparius
Lineage: Eukaryota; Metazoa; Arthropoda; Insecta; Diptera; Chironomidae
Source: the annotation of a GenBank genome assembly
GGCGUGGUAAGUUGAUAGUCUUGUGUUGUGUAGUUGCUGCAGAGAAAUAACAAAAAAUAAUCAAAAACCUAGAAUUUUAGAGUCUAAUUAGAGUCUAUUUAGUGAAUAAUUUAAAAUCAACCUUUAAUCAACUCAAAUCAUUUGACCAACAUGACACACAUCACCAAAACAUCGUGGAUCAUCAGCAUAUUCAAUGUCUGUGCCUGCACAAUUUUCUUUGUAUUCAAAUUUAUGGUGUUCUAUGGCUACAUGAACAUUAGCACAAAUGGAGUUCAAGAUCGUCAUAAAAUUGUGUCAAGUUUGCCGUUCAAUCCAAAUGAGACGAAUUUUUUUACUGCUGAUGUUGACUUUAUAUUCGAAAUUGGAGCUUACUUCCUUGGAAUCUUCUUCAAUGCAUUGCUGCCACUUGGAGUAAAUACAGCUUAUGAGAAGGACACAUUCUUCUUCUUCCCUGGAUACUACUUCAUAUCAGUCUGGCUGACAACAGUCACUCUAGUUCAAGGCAUCAGAUUCGCUCUCUUACCAUUCAUUUUAUUUGCUGUCAUUAACUUUAUCUUUAUGAUUGUUGUUGGUGCGAUGCACAAGUACAUUUUGAAGGAAAAGAGAGGAGUUGGACGAUAUAAUUCGAGAAUUUAAGGAUUAUUUGUCGAAAUUAACUGUUAAGAUUAUUAUUAAAGUACUAAGGCGUACCGUCCACAAAUAUAAAUUAUUUUUGAUAUUAUUUUUUAUUGAAAAAUUUUAUAAACUUAAUUAAAAAUAAAUUUUUUGAAUUUAAAGUUUUAAAUUUCACGUCUUUUUUUGCUUUAAUUUUAACAAAUUUUCUAAGAAAAUUUCUCAUAGAUUCCUCACAAUAGCCAUUCCUACUUAGAAUAUUCAGCGAUAGCACUAGUCACAGAUCCUCUCAAUUGCUUAAUAACAGCUCCUUGAUCAUCAGCCUUGAUAACUCCAGUUCCAGACACAAUCCAAUUAGCACCAGCCUUAGCACAGCAGUCAAUUGUAUUCAGUGCAACUCCACCAUCAACUUCAAUAUUCAAAGUCGGAUAAUUAUCCCUCAAAUGCUUAACCUUUGGCAUCAUAUCCUCCAUAAACUUCUGUCCACCAAAUCCAGGCUCAACUGUCAUGAUCAGCACCAAAUCAGCCAUCUCAAUGUACUUCUCGACAACAUCAACUGCUGUUUUUGGCUUUAUUGCGAGUCCAACUUUCAUUCCUGCUUCACGAACCUUACGACAAACGGCACUGACAUCAUCGACUGGUUCGAUAUGAAAUGUGUAUUGAUCGACACCGGCAUCAGCCAUGUCUGAGAUCCAUUGUUCUGGAUUCGAGACCAUCAUGUGGGUUUCGAAGAAGGCUUCCUAUAAUAAAUUUGAGUUUUUUUGAGUGAUUUUUGG